Molecule: messenger RNA, 1355 nt
Organism: Haliotis rufescens (red abalone)
Lineage: Eukaryota; Metazoa; Mollusca; Gastropoda; Lepetellida; Haliotidae
Product: protein fuzzy homolog
Exons: 11
Coding region: 4-1260 (418 amino acids)
Biological process (GO): non-motile cilium assembly; vesicle-mediated transport
Source: RefSeq, a predicted model, not a curated record
CGCAUGCGUACAAUUUGUUUACAAAUGGCGGCCUACUUGGUGUGCUUGACGGCCGGGGGUGGUGUCCCACUAUUUUCACGUACGAAAGGAGAUCUAAAGCCUUUACCGUUCCCUGUGAUUGGGUCUCUGAAUGCCGUGCACAUGUUUGCUGAGAACCACAAGGUCGACCUUCAGACGACCACCACUCAUGGUUCCAAGAUAGCCUGGAGAGUCUAUCAAGACAGCAUCACUCUGAUCGUGGCAACUGGUGAUGACUGUGCCGCAGAUUGCCACCUUGCCCAUCUCCUUGACAACAUCUACAACGCCAUGGUGCUCAUGUAUGGCUCUGAGGAGGUUGGCAAUAUCAAGAACGUUGAGCGCUUCAAGAAAGAAAUCAAGGUGUGUUUCAAUCUGGUGGAUGCUCUCCUCGAUCAAGCCUGUCUCCCGACCUUUUCUGACCUUACAAAUGCUCCUGAUAUCAUCGCCGGCCCUGAGAACUCAAUAUUACAGAACUUUCUCGAUGCUUUUGCCGAGGCUGCUGGGAGUCCUUAUGGCUGUUUAUUAGUCCAUGGGAAAAUUGCCGUGGCGACAAGGAAAUGGUGGAGUUUCUCCCCCACAGAACUGGUGCUGUUGUCACUCUUGGUUCCCUCCAUGCCGCACUGUUCAUCUCGCGAUGUGCCAGUCUUUCUACCUCAACUCAGCCCUACAGUGCCACAUCGCCUCCUGACGUUCCAGCUGCUGAAGCAUGUGGAGGUGUGCAUCCUGACGGGUCCAACCCCCUCACUCACAGAACUCUCACAGGAGGUGAACCGGUUCUGGAGGGCCAGCCAUGACACCCUGAAGGCAGUGAGGAACCACCAUCCCCGGAACUAUCCCCCCGCCCUGGGGCUCGACAACAACAUUCUUGGGUUUGUUGUGGUCAACACCGAGUCCCCCCGAUGUCUGUGCAGUGUGGACUUCCUGGUUGGAGAUCGGUCCAAACACCCAGACAAAAUCCUGACCCCCGACAGGAAGAGGGAGAUCCUGCGUGCCUUCUACAAGAAAGUCAUCGGAACUUACCUCUCAGCAAACAUUGAAAACAGCACAAAAGGUCCGUCUGAGUUCCCCCAUCAGGCCACAGAGACGUACGUGGUGUGUGAGUCUCACAAGUGUUAUGCUCUGCAGGAGGGGCAACACCAGAUCUUCGUCAUCUACGAUGUCAGCAUCCCCACCUUCGCUAUGCGGUCUGUCACACAGAAGACUCUCACCACUCUAGUCAAGGACAAAGUUAUGCAGUUGUGAUGCUGGCUGACGAGGGACACAGCUCUCACUUGAACAGCCUGUUUCUGGGACCAACUAAAAGUAUCAGUGUGUCACUUGGGGUGGGGAGAAGGGGG